Messenger RNA from Symbiodinium necroappetens, 729 nucleotides. Lineage: Eukaryota; Dinophyceae; Suessiales; Symbiodiniaceae. The record is from the annotation of a GenBank genome assembly.
AUGGACCUCAGAGGCGAUGACCGCGUGAAGAUGGCCGACUUCCGCUUCGGUUGCCAGGCGAUGGGUUACAAAGGCGACAUCAACCUCAUGUUCGACCUGCUCGAUGUGGACCGGACGAAGUUCUUAUCAUGGAACGAGACCGCCUGGAUCUCCGGCGUGGAGAUACCGACAGUCCCGCCGACACGCAUCGAUGUUGGCAUGAAGACGAUCUCGGGGAAUUUCACCAAGCUCACAAAGCAGCAGCAGAGGCGAGCAGAUGCUGUGUCGCGCGACUUCCGCGUGCGCACGAAGCGUUUCGAGGGCCGCGCACGUGGAGAGCUUCCUGACAGCAGCCCCACUGCCGGCACCAGCAUCUUUGCACCCGGCUUGAAGUUCAACGAGCAUCUUCCCAAAGCUCGGUCUACGGGCGCCCUGCCGACUUCCGCUUCGAUGGCCUCGACCGCGACUUCCUGGCGAAGUCAGAAGAGCUCCGAGCCCGAUCUUCCAGACUGGUACCUGAUCUCCGAGGGUCGCCUACAGUCUCCACAGCCGAAGCCGAAGGCGGAUCUAUCUUUCCCGUUGGCGCCACAAUGCCCCGGCAAGGGGGGCUGGCCCUGCCGAAAGCUGCGUCUUGUCGACACCUUCUGGGGUGGAAGCAAGGACAUCGGCAAGCUUCUUACACCUCUGAGCCAGGGGGCUGUUCUGCCAGACGAUUUGGAACGCUGGCAGAAGAUGAGUCUCCCGGACUAA